AUGUUGAAUGUAAAAUAUGGAACUGCGUGUCUGCGUUAACAAUAAUAAUAUUUAGUUUGGUUUAAUAUUUAUUUUCAGGAUUGCAAAUCUACCGAAAACAACAAUGACUCUGCAAUGGUUUGCUCGCUAGACGAAACAAUGAAUACAUUUAUGGAAACCUGUAAUGAUACCGAAAUGAAUGCUACAUUUAAUUUUAGUUUGUACGAAGUGUAUAACAUUUUGUUGGAGCACAAAGAAAAUUCUAAAUACAAACUAGACAAAAGUACAGAGGUAAAUACAUUUUUUAAAUGUUUUUCCCGGAAAACACUUUUGACUAGUAAAUAAAUAUUGAUUUUUUUCAUUCCGAACUUUAAACAAUAGGAAUUUUCUGCUUAGAGGUAUUUUAAUUAAAAAUAUAUUUAAUAUAUAAUUUGUUGACACAUUUUCUUAAAAAAAUAUUUGAAAACCAACAACAAAUACCUACUGCAUACUACAUUUGUUUGUCGAUUUCUGGUGAUCACCCUGGCUACAAGGAAAAACAUGAUUAUAAUAUCAGUUUAUCGAGUUUACUACUCAGAAACGGUUUUUAUACUAUUGUUAUUAUCAAUGGUUUACCUUUCCAACUUCCCAUUUAGAACAAUGGUCUAAACCAUGGUUUCAAGGAAUACUCCACUUUAUAAUAAAUAAUGAACAAAACUCAUUAAGAUCACAUACUUAUGUAUAUGUAUUUUCGUCAAAAUUUAAAAUUAAAACUCUUAUAAAAAAAACUACUACAUUAAACUCAACUUCUUUACUUUGACCACUAAAUACAACUUACAUUGAACGUCAUGUUAAAUUUCCAAACAUUUUACGUUUGACCAAACAAUUUUAUGCAUACCAGGUGAUUCAUUUAAGUGGGUACAUUCAUUAUCUCGGAAAGUAUUAACUUUUUUCAGAAUUUGUUUUAUUAACUAAUAAUCCAUCUAUUUAUGGAAUUUUUACUAUAAAUUGUCAUUUGAAAAUCAAAAGUAAGUAGUGGUUUCACCCCCAAAAAUAAAGGUUAUAAAAAAUAACAUAAAUAUAAAAUUGUAGAGCUGGUUAUUCCUUAAAUGUUCUAAAAAACAAAUUCUGAAAAAAAUUAAUACUUUUAGAGAUAAUGAGUGUACUCAUUUAAAUGAAUCACUUUGUAUAACAUAACAUUCUAAUAUUUUUGUAAUCAUCAAUAUUAUUUGUUAUUAUAAAACUGCACUAUUUAACAUUUAACAGUAAAAACGCAUAAUCAACUAGCAAAAUCAAUACCAAAAAUUACCUCGAAUUCGGUAUUCGAUACUAUCUUAAGUAACGAAGGAAUCAAUUUACGAUGUAUCGAAUUGCCUAUCUAUAAAAAGAACGCAAUUACUUGAAUUCCUUAAGCAUAAUGAAUAGCGUAUACCAUAUUGUAUUAUGGAUAUUAUAAUGACAUACCUUGAUGCUUGGUUUUUCAAUUACGUGUCACGUUAAAAUAAUAUGAACCAUAACCCAAAUAAAAGAUUAUCCUCUAGAUUAUUCUGAAUAUAUUCAGGAAGUACCUACUUACCAUUUCCCGUCAUCUUCUAUACAUGUCUUCGUGUAGACACGCGAAUAAUCAGCUCAUAUUAUAAGUUACUAUAUAUUAUUAUAAUACUCACCCAUUUAAAACAAUAUCCCUGUUCCAAAAAUAAUGUCUAGUUAAAACGAGUUCAAAUAUGAAAUUAUUUUCUUUUUGUUUUGCUUGUUUCAAUAGCUUUUUAAACAAAAUUAUUGUUACUAGUUUUAUCUUUACUUUUUAAAUAUUCUUUAAGGGUUUAUUUCAGCCCUUAAAAGAUUUAUAAAGAUUUCUAAAGGCUUAUAAUGACGUUUUUAAAGCGAUUUUUUUCUUUUAAUGAUUUUUAGUGCUAUAGUCCUGAACUUUGCUCAUAAAAAUAAACAAAUUCAUGUUGAAUAUUUUAUAAUUUUUCGUUUAUUUUUAUGUUUUUUCAGACUUUACUGAUAAUUAUGUACUUGAGUUUGAUGAUCAUCGGUCUGACUGCCAACCUGAUGGUAAUUUACGUGGUUGCCAGACGCGCUCAAAUGCACACCUCUCGGAACCUAUACAUUGUGAAUUUGGCCAUUUCCGAUAUGACCCUGUGCUUGGUGUGCAUGCCAUUCACGCUGACCGCAUUGAUUCGAAACCAUUGGACCAUGGGAAUCCUGGUCUGUAAACUCGUGCCUCUCCUCCAGGGUACCAACAUCAUGGUUUCGGUAGGCACAAUAACGGUCAUAGCGAUCGACCGAUACUGGGCGAUAGUCCGUGGGUCAGCACAAAACGAACGGCGUACGGUGUACGUGUCCAUCGCCACCGUAUGGUUCUUGGCAGUCUUGACUGCAACUCCAGUAGCGUAUUAUCAGGUGAACGACACGCGCGAGUUUAAAGGAAUGAUUAAAUAAAUUGGCCCUAUACAGGGUGUCUAACAGUAUUAUCCUUAUGCUAAUAAUUCUGUCAAUAUUAAUUUUUUUUUCAAUCAAAUUUUGUACAAGGGAUACACAUACGUUGAGAAAAAUUAAAUUUUAAUUUUGAUCCCUUAACUAUUGGGAAAAAAAAUCACUUCAAAAUUUUCAAAACAACCAUUUUGUAAAAGGUAUUAUUCUAAAAAUUUGAAAGUAACAUACAUUCAAAUCUAAUUAUUAGUUUUUAGUAAUAGCCGUUUUAAUUUCUAGAAAAUUGGUUUUAAAACAAUUAAUUUUCAAUAGAAUAACCUAACGUUACGAGAUAAUGAAUCAGGACCAUAAUUAAUGGAGGUUUUUAAGGGCACUUGCCCCGGGCAGUAGAUGUUUGAAAACAUCCGGAUACCGGAAUACUAUAUGAAAAAUGUAAAACUUUUUGACCCUUGGCUUAGGAAAUGUAUGGAAAAAAAAUAUCAACUUCAAAAAAUAAAGAUUAAUUUGUAUAUAUAUGAUUUGGUUUGCAAAUUAAUACGUCAAGAUUUCACGUGACAACAUAAUGGCAAUGGAGCAUCCAGCGAACACAAAAUAUUUUAGUAUAUAAAUAUAAUCGUUUCAGUGGUUAUAUAAUUUAUUUUUAAACAAAAUGAAUAAACACUUAACAGCCAAUUCAGACUGUUGUAUACAUGCGUUUUUUCUGAGUGUUGCAAAGAAUGUAUUAGUUUUACGAAGAUGUUUAUUUUUUUUUUUUUAUGGGAACACUAUUUCUACCAGAAAGCUUACUCCAAUAUAUACUUUAUAGACCUUUUUCUGAAAGAAAAUUUCCUCAGGAUUUUUCUCAUCAAAUGUGAAAAACCGAAAAAAACUGGAGAAAAACUGAAAAAUUUACGAAAUAUAUUAACAAAUAUUAUGAUUUUUUUUUUCUGUAAACAACUUUUCUACCAACAAUUUUGCUUCAAUUUACAAUAAUAGUACUUUUUCUGAAAGGAAAUCUGAUUAGGAAGGUACUAAGAGGAUGUCGAUUUUCGAUUUUCUCAAGAAUUUUCCAAGGAAGUAUGAAAAACCAGGAAAAAUGUAGGAAAAACAGGAACAUUACUAUGAUAUUAAACAAAUAUUAUUCAAAAAAAUAUAUAAUGCCUAUUUAAUUAUUUUACUAUAACAUGACGUAUUUAUUGUUACAAAACAUCACUAUCAACUGAACUCCACUCAGAAUUGUUUUUAGUAAACAAUGGUUUAUCGCUGUUUACAGAUAUAAUUUCCCCUGUAUAUAUUACCUAUCUAACUUCUCACAAGCAACUGUGACUACAUCCACCGUGCGAAGUAUGUCCGUCAUUUUAGUAUUUAAAUUAUUCAUGUAACAGUGUGAAAAAAUUUGAUUUCAACAUCUUAAUAAAUAAAGCAUCUUAAUUGCUAAUAGUCCGAAGUAUCGACUUUUGGUUUAUAGGAACAGUAUAUUGAACUUUGAUUUUGUUUUGAUUCACUUGUUGAAUUAAAUAAUAUUGUAAUGAAAUUAUUGUAUUCCAAUAGUUCUAAGUAUUAAUGUAUUGUAUAGUAAUAUUCUGUAAUCAUUACCCCAUAUUAAAUUAAAUAAAUAAAAUGUUAUGAGAUUAUUAUACCUAUUUUUAAAACAUUAAAACAUUGCUAUAUUUAAAUGUAUUUUGAAAUGAGUGAUACAUAAACAGCAGUAUUUCAAACUUGUAAUAAACACAUUUUAGGUAAAUAGUUAUAACGUGCAUGUUUAAAAUUUUUUUUAUUUUUUCCUUAACUUCUCAAAUAUUGGGUAUUUUUAAUUUGUUUACUGCUAAGAGACUCAAAAAAAAAUUUGCCCCGGGCGGAUGCAAAAGUCUAAAUCCGGCCUGUAAGGAAUUAUAAUUAUCACGGUAAUUGACUAUCUUCUUUUGAAUAUUAAUUGUUUUCACGUCUAUAUUCUAUACAUUAAAGCCACUAUAACUAAGAAACUAUUAAUCGUAUAUCAAUGUAUGUUACAAAAAAGUUUUAGAACAAUAUAUUUUGCAAAAUGUCUAUUGUAAAAAUUUUAAAAUGUGAACAAAUAAAAGUUUAUUUUUUCAGUGAUUAAGGGAUGAAAAUAAAAAUGAGAUUUGUCUCUACUCUCUUAAUAUGUAUACCCCUCGCACAAAACCAGAUUGAAAACAAGUUUUAAAAAUCAAUAUUGACAAAGUUAUUAGCGUAAGGAUAAUACUGUAGGAUACCCUAUAUUUUAAAAUGUUUAUAACGGGUAGUGGGAAAUUCUAAAAGAACAGUAGACUUAUGGGAGUUGGAAACCAAUGUUUUCAUUCUUAGUUUAUAUACACUCAUACUCGGAGUGAAAAUUUAAACUAAUUUUCCGAUCAAUGUUGUGAAGCGUUAAGAACUCUGAAACUCGAUGAAUUCGGCGCGAAGUUUACACAUGAGAGCGGUCAGGCAGCCUUUUCCUUAUAUUUCAUUUUGUAUUUUUUUUUUUACACAUUCAGAUCUUCAAAUUAAAUAUUAGAAAAAUAAAGACUAAAUUUCAAAAAAGUGACCCGACCAUAUGUAUACUUCACACUUAAUUCGAAUAUGUUUUCAGAAUUAAUAUCAUUUCACACAUCGGACUGAUAAAUGAACAAUUUCUCUAAAUUAAGAGAAAAUUAAAGAAAUUAAUUAUCGAUGUACAUACAUAAUAAAUGUACAGGCCACUAUAGAGUAAUAGAAAACAAUCGGCAAUAGGUAUUCAAAUUAGUACCUAUUUCUUUUCGUUCAGUAACAAUAAUAAUAAUAUACUUUAAGUUUAAAAUUUCAAUUAUUUUUACCUACCUAUAUGUUAUAUUAUUAUUAUUAUCAUCGAAUCUGUAAAAUUUCACACAUUUUUAAAAAGAUACAGUAAAGUUACGGCGGUAAAUCGAAAAACUCAAUAGGUACCUAACCUAACCUUACAAAAGUUCACGAAAUUUUUUUUGUCAUUAUAUAUUAUACGGAGUUACGCAAGUGCGUCCUGAAUAGCCCUUUUUCAAUGUCCUAAAUGCAUCCGGAAAAAGGUAUCACCCGAGUCGUCCUAAUAAAAAAAGGUCAAUUUGAUGAAAUGUGAUUUAAAUGCGUCCCAGUUCAUUUAGAGUUACUUAGGAUGCUCCAAGAGGAUAAACUAGCUUAAACCUCAACAAUUUUGUUUAAUUUUUAUAUUUUGUAUUGUAUUUGUAUUACUCUUAUAUUUUUCUUACACCCAUUAAUUUAGGAUGAGUGUACUAAUUUUAUUUUACCAAAGUUUUGCUAAAAAUGUAUUAUAUUAAAGGCUGGUGUUAAAUGCCAUACUUUGAAAAAAUCCAAUCUCGAUAUGUCAUUAGUUCGAUAUUUGUUAAUAUUUUCUUCGACUUAGACUUUCUUUUUGUUUUCUUGUUAUUUCUGUGGCUGUUCGGAUUCCUAUUUGAAGUUUUUUCAUUAUUUCUAAAAAUGUAUAAAUAUCUGGGCAGUGUGUACUGUGUAUAAAAUAAAGAAUUUUACUUAAAAUGGAAAUUUUCACAUGCAUUUGUUGUUCUUUCGGAACUAUUUAUCAUUUCUGCCCACGUGAAAAUAGGAAAUUUUGCUUCAGAAUCUAUAUAAUUCUCUGUAAUCAAUAAAUUCAUUAGGUUUUUCAAGUUCCGGCAUUAUAGUUAUCAAAUCUUCAACAAAAUAUUUCUCAACAUCUUCUUUAUUUAUUAAUGGUAAUCCAAAUAAAAUUUUUUGAUUUCCAAAAAUGACGGAACUAUUUCAUUUUAUCGUUCAAUAGAAGACUACACGACUACUAUUAUCAGAGUUGAAAUAAAAUUCUCUUUCCCCAAUGAUUAAAUUAGUUUAUUAUAUAAAAUAGGUGCCUACAGCUACAGAUAAUGUAUCAUACGACUGUGGACAAACUCGGACAAUUUAAUUUAAUUUAUCGAUAAGAUUGCGGACGUACUCGGAUUAUGAAAAAGGUAAAAUUGUUAAACGAGACGCACUCGGGAUAUCCCCAUUCCCCAUAUUAUAAUAAUAUUACCUAUACAAUAAUACAUGAUAGUUAAUAACGGUAAUCAAAAUAAUUAAAAUUCCUAAUGCUAAAUCUAGUAUAAAUCUUUAUGGCAAAACUCUUUUACACGCGGAUUUUUAAGAAACCGAAUGUUUGAACCAGUUUUAUUUUAUUAACUAGUUUUUAACGUUGAAACAUUCAUUAUUAUUUAUUACGUACAGAAACUGCACACUGACUUAUAGAUAAACUGAAAUAUCAAUGUUUAAAGAUCAACUGACAAUUUAUUGUACUUACCUACGUCAAUCGCACUCAUCUGAUAAAAGUUAAUAUUUACAAUUAUUCAGGAAACUGGAUUCACUAUGACGCAUUAUUAUAUUCGUGUUAAUUAUGAACAAGGAUAAAUUAUAAAUAUUUAAAACGUGAGUACAUCUACAAUGUUUUAAUUAGUAACCGUACCCAUGUGUUAUCUCCGUUUUACUAUAGCACACGACAAAGCAAAAUUACAUUACUUAAACAUAAAUUGUUACGCUUAAGUUACAAUUGAAGUUUAGUCAUAAAUAUUAAUACCUAUAAUACAGAGUUAAAACCAUUUAAAAAAAAAUUCAAAAACUAACCUGGCUAUAACUUUUUUGUAUAACAUUUGUUUUUAAACAAAUAGCUAUGUACAACCUUUCUUCGGUGUAUCGUGUAAUUUUUUUUCUUAUUAUGUGUGCCAAAUAUACUUUAUAAUGUUUAUAAUACUCGAUAAUUAUAAUUUAUAUUCAUAAAAACUCAUAAAAAACUCUUUGUGAAGAAAUGGGUUCGAAUCAUAGAUAGAUUUACUUUGAUACACAAAAUUAAAGUGGUUAUUAUGAAGUCAAGUAUUUAAUCGAGUUAUUGAAUUGAAAGAAGAAUUAGAAAAAUUUUUUGAACAAAAAACUCUCAUGUACAUGAGAGUUACAUGUACACGUGGAAUAAUUGUUUUUUUUUUUGAAUAAUAAUUAUACAAUUUAAAAGGUGUAUCUUUAAAUUAACUAAAAAUAUUAAACCUAAAAUAUUUAAUCGCUUAGCAAUAAGUAGCUUAUUUUAAUGAAAAUAAUUUGUUAAAAUGUCUGCCCAUUUCAUUAUUUUUCGCAACUUGUAAUAGCUAGUAAUAGUAAUAACAAUUUUUAUUUUCAAAUCUUUAUUAUUUAUUUGUGUUGUUGCAUAAGCCAUUUCUCAACGGGGAGGGGGAGAAUCCCUCUCUAGGGAGGAAUUCAGACACUACUUAAAGGGUUAUAUAGCUAUAAUGAAAUUGUAAUAAUAAAAUAUAAAAGGUGCAAAUUUACUAUAUCGAGAAUUAAAAACAAUGUAUCUCAAUUUUUUAAUUAAUAGGGACAUAAGAUUUUUGAAAAUCUAAAAGGGGAGCGUAGAAUAAACAAAUUUGAGAAACAUUGGCGUAAGCAAACAGCUUACUAAAUUUGUGUCACAUAUACAAUUACGGUUUUCUAAGUAAAAUAUAGAAUUGUUUAAAAUUUUUGAAAUUUUUAAUCGUUCUAGUCCAUACUACUUUAACACUAAAUGUCCACAUUUGAACGAUUUUAUUAACCAUUAUGCACACUUUUAAAUUACCACGCAUAACAUUUCUUUGUAAUUUACUUCAUCAAAAUCAUUCCCCAUUAUCUAACACCGUUAGUUACCUCAUUCAUUUCUUCGAUUGCUUCUUCUGUGAAUAGACUGAACAUAUAAGGCGACAAGGGACAACCUUGUCUCACACCUUUCCUUAUCUUAGCUUCCUUGGUUCCAUUUAUAUCUAUUACUGUUGCUUGUUCUUUGUAUAAUCUCAAAAUGAUCCCUCUGUCCUUACAGUCGAUUCCACUUUUUUUUAAUGUACUAAACAGCAAGAACCAAUCUACUUUGUCAAAAGCUUUUUCUUUAUCUAUGAAUUUUAUAUAUUUUAAGAGAUUUACAUCCAGUCUUCUUUCUACAAUUAGUCUCAGAGCCAAAAUCGCUUCUCAAGUUCCUCUCUCUCUCCUGAAUCCGAAUUGAUCUUCUCCAAGCUAUUUUUCUAUUUUCCCUUUUAGACUGUUUUUGUAACUAUAUCCAGAAAUCUUUUCCUGAUACUUUUUUCAAAUCAAUUUAACUUUUUUAAAUAAGUACAGCAUCUAAUGAAAUGUUUUUUUCUUCGGUGAAAAGAGUGAAAUCUUAACUUAAUUCAUUUAACUAUUAUUGCUGUUGAAAAUUUAAAAAACCGAUAAACUUGAUUUAAAUAAAAUAUUUUCUCAAAUGAAAGUUCGCAGAUACGAAUUUACUUAGGGAACACAAAUUAAGAACUGAUUAUGCAUGUUAAAAUAUACUUGCUAGUUAGAUGAUUUGUUUGUUUUCUUCCUUUAAUUAUCAUUUUAAACUUUUGAAUACAGUUGAAUCAUGUUAUAUUUUCAUGUGCUAUUAUUUUGUGUACUUAAAAAUGUAUAUUUGUAUUUAUAUUUUUUCUAUUUUGUUAUUAAGACAUAUAAUAAAAUAUAAUAUGCUGAAUCGAACACAUUUUUCAUUAAAAAUAAUACAAACAAAUAAUCUUAUCAUAAAAAUGUGUUAUUUUUGCUAGUAAUAGCAAAUCAAUGAUUGUACACAAGUGAUCAUAUGGCACAGCAAAAUUGGUCUACUUAAAAUGUAAAGCAUUUAUUUUAAAACUGAAAUGGCACCCCUGAGCCAAAUGCUACAUAUAUACACAUGACCUUCACACCGAUAUUAAAUCACAGAAACAUACAUUUUGACAGAAAUGGGUCGUCUGUUUGAAAACUAUUUUUUCGAAUGUCGUAUGUUCGAAAAGUAAUUUAUCCCAAAGGUAAUAUGUUCAAAAUUGUUUAAAAACGUAAAUAAUAUGGAAUCGUGGAUUUUAAUAAAUUUAAUAAAAUAUUUUAACUACAGUAUAAUAAAUAAAAAAAGACGAAUAUACUUCGCACGAUGGGUGGGCUACUGUUGUAGGUGAGAAGUUAGGAAGGUACAAAAUAUAAAGGGGAAUUUAUUAUAGUUAUACAAAAGAUUAAUCAUUGCUAACAAACAACUAUUCUGAGCCGUGUUUAGUUUUACAUGUUUUAAAAAGUCCAUAAUAUUUACGAUUUUCGUCAAAAAGUUAUAUAAAACUCUUAUAAAAAAAAAUACUAUAUUAAACUCAACUUUUUCUAAUUGACCACUCAGUACAACUUAUAAUGAACUUUCUUUUAAAUUUUCAAGCAUAUCUAUUUGGUCCAAAAAUUGUAUCUACAACCGAACAAAAAUUACAUAAAAUACUCGCAAAAAUUAAAAUGUCUAUAAACAACUCAAAAAUAGCUAAAAUGUUUUGAAAAUUUUACCACGUCUAGAAAAGGCAAAUAUAAAUUUUCUGUCUAAAUGAAGAACAUUUGAACUGAAUUACAAAAAAAAAAAAACAAAAUUGAAAAUAAUAAAAACAUAAAUUAUCCUGUUUUUCCUACAUUUUAUCCCGGUUUUUCCCUUUCCAAUUACUAUUAAAACUGCUUGGAAAAUUAAAAAAAUGAUCUCCAAGGUACAGACUAGAUAAAAUUCUCUUUCAGAAAAAAUUCGUAUUAUUUCUGUUUUUCGAACAUAUAAUCUUCCGGACACUUGAUGUUCGUACAAACGUUAUUUGAACACAUGACACGCUCCCAAUUUCGACAUCUACAUAUUUCCGUCCCAGAUCCACCAUAACAGUAUUAUCAUUUUCAGGUCGUCGAGCCAUUAACAUUAAACCAGGUCUUCCUGUACGAAUCUUGUCGGGAAAAAUGGCCGUCGACGGACAUCAAAGUGACGUACAACGUAGCAUUAGUGCUCAUUCAAGCCGUACUUCCCGCCACUGUUCUUCUAGUUGUUCAUAUUCGAAUUGCUGCCUACUUGCACGCGCACACGGCUUCUCAAAAAGACUCGAGGAGAGCACAGCGAGAACUCCAAAGAAACAAACGCACCACGCUGCUUCUUAUAGGUACAAUAACUCACUAUGAAAACAAUAUUAUAAAAUUAUACAAGAUACGCUUACAUGAGUGUACCUAACUAUGUAUUAAUUGCAUUAUUUCAACCAUGCACUCGAGAGUUCGUAAAACAUUGCAAAAUAUACAAGUUAAACACAGCUGAAAUUAGCGACUAUAUAUAUUUUAUUAAUAAUGUGCGCACGUUAACGUCAUAAAUUUAAUACGUUUUCAACUAUUACACAAACCUACGUACAUAACAUGUAUUCAUCAAAUUUCCACCGUCUUCUCGUUUACCGAGAACGCGUUAACUUGAGCUGCAGUGUUAUGAAAUUAUUAAAGAUUUUAGAAUAAGUACAUAUUUAAUUAAUGAACUUUCUAAGUACAAAGAUCUUACAUACAAAAUAUACGCAUAGAAAACUAACUAAUCGAAUCGCAAUAACAAACACAUGUUGUCCGCAUUUACGCAUACAAAGUAAUGUAUGUCACCAAAAGUUUCGUUUCAGGUUAAAUCAAUUCAGACGUAGGUAUUCGUUAAAUCGUAAUAAUAACCCUUGAAACAUCCGUACAUGUACGAGUAUUUCGAACCUACUGUGGGUUGUGAAUCUAGGCCAGUAUUCGGUGCGUAUCAUAAGCGACGGUGACACAAAGUUAUUCUUAAUACGUAUGUAUUCUUAGGUAUGUUUUUUAAUUCAAACGGAAUAGUUAUGGCCACGAGACAGUGCGCAUGCGUAUAAAUAACACGAUAUAAGAUACGAUUGUAUCUAUAAGAUAGAUACGUGAUUUAACAAGAUACUACCGAUUAUAGUAACGCGUUAUGAUGGUUCUUGCUGCAGGUGUAGCCGUCGUGUUCACCGUCAGCUGGCUGCCGCUGUCGCUGUGUUCGUUGGCUGCCGACCUGAUGACCCCGCAAACGUCAGCCUUCACGAAGGUGACCACCAAACAGGUAAUCCUGCCGCUGGCCAUUUGUCACUUGAUCGCCAUGACGUCGGCGGUGUCCAACCCGAUCAUCUACGGCUGGAUGAACUCCAACAUCCGGAAUGAACUGUAUCAACUAGUGUACACGAAAAUCUUGAGGCGCCAGCCGGACAACCGGUCCACGGUGACGGCCACGACGGCCGUCCGGAACCGGACCAGAGCCAUGAUCACGUACAACACGUCCAAUUACAUGCCCGGCAGUCAAGAAGCGUUCUCCAGAGGAGUCACGGUCCUCUAGGCGGACCGUAAGCACCGCGCAAAGGCCGGAUCACUGAGGGCCCGGGGAGCCCAGCGGCCGAACUUGAACUUUUGUAUCUCAAACGUUUUUAACGAUCGUUUUAUACACCGCAAUAUUACAAAUGAUGAUGCGGCGGGCCCUUUACGUACGCAGACGUGCUCUCCCUCCCUUCAUUUUCCACCCCUUAAUCCGAGCUUGACUAUGACGACAGCAACGCCUCGCCGUGGCGUUUCAAGAAGUGUUUUUUUUUUUUUUUUCAUUUAAGCUAAGCAUUUUUACUCUCGGAAAUUUCCAUUACCGUAUGUAUUAUAAUGAUAAUAAUGUUACCUAAAUUUGUGAAACACGAAUGUUUAUUAUAAUAUUAUUAUAAACGAAUACAUCGAGUAGCGCGCGCGCGAUUAGCUGUAGUGUUUUACGAAAUUAUUAAUACGCGUACCUCUUAAUUGUUGUAAAAUUGUAUUUGUCUCUCCUCGUCUAAACUUCUAUAUUAUAAUUGAUUACAAAAUCGAUACUGUCAUUUCACGCUUUUUGUAUGAAUAUUUGAAUCGAUAUGAUAAUAUAUAAUAUACCUGUAUAUAAUAUAUUUAAUGACGGUCCUUAUCAUAUACAUAGAUGGGGAAAUUUAUUUUUCAGUUUUUAUCAGGCUGCCCUCAGAAUUUAUUCGAAUCUAUAAAAAAAAAAAAAGAUUCACAUUAAGUUUCAUAAACAUUGGUCAAAUUUAAGAUGUACCUCAGACCGGAUAAAAUUCCAAAAAAAAUAUGCUUUCUUGGUCUUUCGCAAUUACGAUCUGAAAUAUGUAUAUAUAAUAAGUAAAAACCGCAUAAAAUAAAAUAUUUUUUGAAUCAAAUAAAUAAUUGAUACUUAUAAUUUUUCAUUAAGCCACUCAUUUACUCACAAAAUAACACAACUAAUACAAAAAUGAGCUUUUAGUUUUUUAGGUGAAUGAGUUGUGUAUCGAAAAAAACAUAUGAAACAGUUUUAUUAGGAAAUUUAAUUUUAAAAAUAUGUUGUUCUAUGCAUUUUUUGCUUAACAUAAAUAUUUUAUGCCGUAAUUUCAAAAAUCUUAGAACACCCUUUUUUUAAACUUUAUCCUUCUAGAUAAGGUUGACCAAUUAUCACAAAACUUAACACUUUUUAUUUUUGUAUUAGUUUUGAACAAGUUUUGAGGGUAGCCCGAUUAAAUAAAAAAAAAAUGUCUACACCUUAAUAUGUGACACAUCAAUAGAACACUUACCACCUAGAACUAACUACCCUGAAGUAAAAAAAUGUUCACACAACUCCCCCCCUCCUCAUUAACAUGGAUACAUUGAUACUUAAACAUUUUUUGUAAAAAAUUACCACCUAAACUCAUUUAAAUUUUCACGCUAGAGGCAAUUUAACUUUUCGCCCAUCCCCCUCUAAAUGCGCCAUUGUAUAUAAAUGAUAUAAUGCGAAUACGAUGUUACUGUGUCAAUGACUAUAAAUUGUGUAAUGUUAAUACCUAUUAUAAUAUAAGUAUAUUAUUCAGCAUUUUGUUUAUUGUAAUUUUUUUUACCGAUAAUUCGAAAAAUCGUUGAAAAAAUGUGAUCCGUAUUAUUCAACAUAGAAUUUUAGAAAUACGAAAAUUCUAUUGUAAUAAUAUUAUUAUGUUUUAUCGCUUAUUUAUACCGACUCGUUUUAAUCAUUUUGUUCG
Messenger RNA from Cinara cedri, 13157 nucleotides. NCBI's taxonomy places the organism in Eukaryota, Metazoa, Arthropoda, Insecta, Hemiptera, Aphididae. The record is from the annotation of a GenBank genome assembly.